Messenger RNA from Notolabrus celidotus (New Zealand spotty), 5044 nucleotides. It is a transcript of the gene heatr6, whose product is annotated as HEAT repeat containing 6. NCBI's taxonomy places the organism in Eukaryota, Metazoa, Chordata, Actinopteri, Labriformes, Labridae. The record is from RefSeq and is a predicted model, not a curated record. Bases 59 to 3712 code for a protein of 1217 amino acids. The transcript has 20 exons.
UCAGACCAGAAAUGAAGAGCGAGUUAAAGAAACAUCAAACACUUCCGGAUGAGAAAGUAUGGCGGCUCAAACCGAGUUGUCAGCACCAGCUCUGGUGAGCCGAAAUGAUGUCCCUGUUUUUCCGCCCAUGGCUCUGUCCGCAGAGGCCGCCCCGUUCACCCCGCUCGGGCCUGAGACUUGGCAGCUCGGCUCCUCGUCGGACGCUGACAAACAGUUUUCCCGCUGUGCCACAAAACUCCGAGCUCUGCGAGGAGACUCAGGCCACCUCAGGGAGGAGCUCAACCUGCUGUUUGACCAGCUCCUGUCUGAAAACUACAACAAAUCCUUCGACCCGAGCAUCAACAUAAGAACAGAGGAUGUGUGCAGUCUGCUGAAACAUGCCAGCGCUCUUGUGCCUCUCAGUCAAGAACAUUUAGUCAUCAAGUUCUGCCAGCUGAUGCAUCAUCUAUUGAACCAGCUGAAGGUUAUAAUGGAUGAGCACACAUUGGAUGUUUUGGUGAAAUACACCACCAGUGCACUGAAAACGUGUAGUACAUGGACACACUCUGAUGUACUCUUGGCACUCUCCACAGUAGUGUAUGGUAACGGCCCUCAGUGCCACCAGCAUCUCAGCAAUUUGCUGCGUGAAGAUGGAGUCCUGUUGAUGUACAGUUCCCCAUCUCAGCCAAAUAUGGAGUUACGCCGUGUAGCUCUUUCCUGUAUGGCCAACAUUUGUCUCAGGAUCCCUGGUCAGCCACCUUUGGAUGAUCAGUACAGAAGUGUAUCUUUCAGUGUCUUCCUGAAAACACUGCAGUCAGCCAAACCUCCCGACACUGAUGAACUCUUCUACUGCAUGGUGAUCCAGGCAGCUCUGAAGGGACUACAGUGUUGUCUCUCAGGUGGAAAGUGGAAAUUUGGUGGAGGGGAGGAGCUUGGGUCCGUACUGGCCUUACUGAAGAGACUCAUGUUCCAGGGAGCUCCAGGUGUAAGUGUGGAGUGGCCAACUGUUCUUUACCCAGCAGCUCUUCCUCAAUAUGAGAGUCUCCCUGUGCCCAAACCAGCUGAUCCUCAAAAACCUGCUGAAGGACCAAAAGACGCUGCUGUGGCAGGAAAAACCUCAGGGAAUAAAAAGAGAAAAUCCAGAGGGAAAGGAAAGAAGACAAACGUAGAGGAGAGCCGAGGGAACGAUGAAGAGGAAGAUAAUAAAGAUGACAAAGUGCCUGCUGUUCAGAAAGGAGGUGGAAGAGAGGGAGGAAGAGGUGAUCCAGAGUCCUUAUGUAAAUUCUCUGCCUUGUCCCUCUACCCCUCCUGGAAGAAAAACAGUUCUGACUCAGAGUUUUCUGACCCAGAGGGAAGUGCUCAGUGCAAACUAAGACUUUACCACGGUCGUGUGCGUCAGGGAGCUCUUCACGGUCUUCUAGCGGUAGCAAAAAGUCUAGAAAAGAGAACCCUGUACGGCUUCUGGUCCUCUUUUAUCCCCGACUCUCCGAUUGGAGGACCGCCACCUCUCACUCUCCUCACAAUAAUACUGAAGGAUCUCUCGCCAAAGGUGCGUGCCUGUGCGCUCCAGGUGUUGUCAGCCAUGUUGGAUGGCUCCCGUCAGUUCCUGGCAGUAGCUGAAGAUACAGCGUCUCCUCGUACAUCUUACACCCCAUUCUCCUUCUCGCUGGCUACGUCUGUCAGAGAGCUUCACCGCACUCUCAGUCUGGCUCUGCUGGCUGAAACCUCCCCUCAGACGCUCACACAGGUCAUAAAGUGUCUGGCGUACUUGGUAGCAAACGCUCCCUACCACCGUCUUAGACCUGGUUUGCUCAGUCCUCUCUGGAAGCAGAUGCGCCCCUAUGUCCGCCACAGAGAUGCAAACGUUCGUGUGUCCGUCCUGACACUGUACGGGGCUCUGGUGACAACUCAGGCUCCUCUCCCUGAAGUGCAGCUCCUCCUCCGACAGCCAGAGGGCAGCGGCGGCGGCAGCAGCAACGCUGGCUCGUUCACUCCCCAGAGCUCAGCUCUGAGCUGGAGGCAAAGAGAUGGAGUGUCCUCUCCUUCUCACACCCCAGCGACACUCUCCCAGCGGGGCUCCUGCUCACACUCACCUCGUGCUCCCCGCACGCCAGGUGAGGAGGACAGCGCUCCGCCAUGGCUGCUGCAGCUGUGUGUGUCACUGGUGACUCAGCCACGGGAGGACCAAUCAGAUAAUGAGGGAGCAGGGACAGGUGUUACAUUAGAGCCCUCACCUGUAAGGCUAGAAGCUCUCCAGGUCAUGUCCCACCUGGUGAGGGGUUACUUCUCUUUAGUGCAGACGUGUCUCUGUGAUGUCGGGCAGGUGAGUGCCCGCUGCCUCAAGGAGUCUGACCCCUCCAUACAGCUGCACGGAACAAAGCUACUAGAGGAGUUAGGAACUGGCAUAAUCCAACAGUACAGAGCUGAGAACAACAUCCCUGAAAGCUCCAGGGUCCCCAUAAGCCAGGUGGUGCUGUUUUGGACUGAAGUCUUGAGCGGUCCUUUAAACGGAGCGCUGCAGAAUGAGCAACAUCCCACGCUGCAGACGAGUGCCUGCGAGACACUCUCCUCUAUCCUGCCACAGGCCUUUGCACAGCUGCCUGACAAGACCCAGCUGAUGUGCAUCACUGUGCUGCUGGGGCUGACCUACAGUGAGAACUAUCUGGUGAAGACGGCAGCUGUCAGGGCUUUGGGAGUUUACGUCCUCUUCCCCUGCCUGAGAGAGGAUGUGAUGUUUGUGGCAGAUACAGCAAACACCAUACUCGCUGCCCUCGAUGAUCGAUCUCCAAAUGUCCGUGCCAAGGCGGCCUGGUCUUUAGGAAACCUCUCAGACACGCUUAUAGUCAACAUGGCGAGUGUCGGUGUGGACUUCCAGGAAGAGUUAUCAGACAUGCUGCUUCUCAAGAUGCUGCAGGCAGCCACCCGGGCAUCAGAUGACAAAGACAGGGUGAAGUCUAACGCAGUGCGAGCGCUUGGAAAUCUGCUUCACUUCCUCCGUGAGAGUCAGCUGACCCGGUCGGCAUUCCAGCGCCCACUGGAAGACGCAGUCCGUGCUCUGGUUAAAACUGUCCAAUCAGAGGCCACCAUGAAGGUCCGAUGGAAUGCCUGCUGUGCGUUAGGGAAUGCUUUCAGGAACCCCGCCCUGCCGCUUGACUCAGCUCCUUGGUCUCAUGACGCAUUCUCUGCCCUCUGCCAUGUCGUCACUUCCUGUAAGAACUUCAAGGUACGGAUCAAAUCUGCGGCGGCCCUGUCAGUUCCCACCCACCGGAGCUGCUAUGGCGACACAGAGCGGUUCACUUGUGUGUGGAGUUCCCUCGCCAAGGCGCUGGAGAACAGCGAGGACACUAACGACUUCCUAGAAUACCGCUACAGCGCCAGCCUGAGACACACACUGUCACAAGCUCUCCUGCACCUGCUCAGCAUCAGCCAGGUUCAGGACAUGCCAGUGCUAGGAGCAUCGAUGGCUGGGGACGAGGGGAGGGGCAUCAGAGAACAUUUAAUCAAGUAUGUCAGGGAGGAGGAAGAAGGAGGAAAAGGAAGAGGAGAUGGGGAGGAGGCACAGGGGGAGAAAGACACAGGGGGGGAAAGUGUCACCCCUCAACAGAGAAUAAGCGGUCUGCAGCAGACCCUGAUCAGACUUAAGGGACUGAAGGCUGAAGGAGAGGAGGACAGAGGUAAGGAGGAGGUUGUUCAGUUCCUUGAGGAGCUGCUAAAGAAUUGUGAAGAACCAUAAACAUUUUAUUUCCUUCUGCGCACUCAAGGCGAGUCUAUCAGGCUGGACUUAUGGAGGCAGUAAUAACCAAACCAUCCAUGACUUGUGUGAAGAAAAAAACAUAAAACAAUUGGUAAUUAAAUAAUCAAAAUGGUAUCAAUUAUGAAUAAAUGAUAAAUAGAACUAUAAUAAACUAUCAAAAUAAAGGUUAAAUACACUAAAGAUAGAUUACAUAAAUAGGGAGAGAGGGAGUGGGGAGGCAACUGAACCUCAUCUGGGUGAAUAUUAGUUUUGUUUAAAAAUUCAGUGAAGGGCCUCCGAGUCCUGUCAAAUGAACUCUUUGACCCAACAUGUGAGAAUCAGAUCUUCUCAAGUUUAAUGAGACUCAGAAUCUCCCUGAGCCAGCUGUUGUGUGAAGGAGGGAGUGUGUGCUUCCACCUGAACAGGAUGUGGCGACCUGCUAGCAAAGUUGUAAAGGCUAAGACGUGCCGCUUGGUUGCUGAAAGGUUUGACACUCCCGGUGUUGGGACUCCAAACAGGACAGUGAGUGGGUCAGGGAGAAGGUCUGUUUCAAAUACUGUUCCCAGUGUGUUAAAAAUUUGACUUGCAAUUACGCAGAUAGUGAAAAGGCAACUAGGAGGAUUCAUUUUGCAUAAAAAGGGGUCUAACAUAAAUACUUGGAGUGAAAGUUCUUGGAUUUUUUUUUUACUAUUCAUGUAUACUCUAGUGAAGCCUUUUAACCACACUCAUCAUGUCAUGACAAUCAGAUACCUUGUUACCCAUACAUUUCUUUAGCUGUCACAGUACACAAACAUGAAAUCUGACUGAACAGAAGUGAAAGGACGAUCAGUUGUAACAGCUGCUUUAACUCAUCUAUUCAAGAAAAUAUUGAAUUUGAUUAUUUAUUAUCUUAUUUAUCAUUCCAUCAAAAAAUACUUAUUCUGAUUUGCACAUUUGUUCUGUGAAGAUUUAAACCACACACCAAGACAACAGAUAUAAGGAUGCAUCUAGACAAAAAGAGAGUACAGCAAAUCUAUAGAAAUCAAAUGUGAUGUUAGGUGCUGGGAAAUAGUUUAUAGUUUAGUUUGUGAUUGCACUGACAAAAACAGUCUUUUAGCAUUUUUUUCGAACCCUUAAGUUUAGAGAACUCAAACAUAAUCUUCAUCUUCACCUGCUGCAACACGUGUCACUUCUGAAUGUAUUUCAAUAACAUCAUGGGUUGAUUUUCAUAUCUUGUACAAAUACUAUAUUUGAUCCUUAUACUUUUGUACUUAAUGGAUUUUGCACAACAUAUUUUGACACUGUAAUGUUGAUGUAAGUAAAGAUCUGAAUACUUUUAUUUCAGAAGCACUA